This is a messenger RNA of Gorilla gorilla gorilla (western lowland gorilla), 4612 nucleotides long. It is a transcript of the gene ZNF470, whose product is annotated as zinc finger protein 470. Lineage: Eukaryota; Metazoa; Chordata; Mammalia; Primates; Hominidae. The record is from RefSeq and is a predicted model, not a curated record. Gene Ontology annotation, biological process: regulation of transcription by RNA polymerase II. Gene Ontology annotation, cellular component: nucleus. The transcript is spliced from 6 exons. The coding region runs from base 1186 to 3339 and encodes 717 amino acids. Gene Ontology annotation, molecular function: RNA polymerase II cis-regulatory region sequence-specific DNA binding; DNA-binding transcription activator activity, RNA polymerase II-specific.
GCCCGCGCCCCAAGCCCCGCCCUGUCAUGGUUUUCCUCUCCAGAGGGUAGCCGCUACGCCUUACCGACUGCGUUUCAGUGCUGUCCCACUGCUCCUGCACACCCCACGCCUGCGACCCUACCCACCACGGACAGCCGCUCCUGCGAGCUGGAAGCCAGUUCUCUGCGUCCUGAGCCUGGCAGCUGCAUCUGAACACUCGGAGCCUGGCGAUGGCUUCCAGAAACCCCUGCGCCGUGGGUCGCUUCAGUGAAGGGGCCUGUACUUCGGCGACCCAGACUCCGGGCUGAGAGGCCUCCUAAUCCAACCAGGAGGACCAGGAGAGUCCCCAAAGGGGACACAGCGCAGUGAUCGCCAGGCUUGGAGAGGAGCCGCUCCUGGCAAAGCCAGCGCCCAAUUUCUGAACGCCGCCUCCGUUCGGGACUACACUUCCCAGGGGCUAUUGCGGCGGAGGACACGCCCACUUCCGGAAAGGACCCAAAGCCGGGCGAGUGCACGCCCCGCCGGUUGCUGAGGAGAAGGGAGGUCUGGGCGGGGCAGCGGCAGAGGCUGGAUUGGGGAGCGGCGGGGGCGGUGUCCUGGUUCCUGUGUGGGCGGCGGGCGUGAGCGUGCGCGUGUGGCCUGGUGGCUGUGAGUGCCCAUACGUGGUGAGCGUGCGGUGCUGCGCUGAGGGGCGAGCGCGCGAGGGGAUGGCGGCCCGGUAUGUGACUGUCCGGUGCGUGGCCGCGAAUCUGCGCCUGCGUGCAUGUCCCGGCGGCGUGCGGAAGGCGGUGUGUGUUGGAAUGAGUGAAGCACUUUAAGUGGCCAAGAGCAGGAAACCCGGCCGGAGGAGGCUUACCCCGUUCUCUCCUGUAUCGACUGCAUAGAGCCCAGUGUGGGCAAAGUCCUAGAGCCCGGGGAAGUUGCCCGGGCGGGGCAGCCUCGGCUGAAGCAUUUCCUGUCAGCCCUAUCUGGAAGGGGCAGAGCCCAGGACAGGGCUCCAUGUCCACAGGACAGCGAGGAGCGAAGACCAUGGGGACUGAGUACACAGAUGAAGACACAGAAGCAUAGAGAGGAUAAGUAAUCACUAGCAAGUGGAAGAACCGGGAUUCAGAUCCAGAACAGGCUGACUCCAGAGUCACUGGCUGUCAUGUAGUCUCCUCAACUACUGCCUCAGCUCUACAAUCCCAGAGUAAAGCUCUUCUCCAAAUGAAGAGCCAGGAAGAGGUAGAGGUGGCAGGAAUUAAACUUUGUAAAGCCAUGUCCCUGGGUUCAGUGACUUUCACAGAUGUGGCCAUAGACUUUUCCCAAGAUGAAUGGGAGUGGCUGAAUCUUGCUCAGAGAAGUUUGUACAAGAAGGUGAUGUUAGAAAACUACAGGAACCUAGUUUCAGUGGGUCUUUGCAUUUCUAAACCAGAUGUGAUCUCCUUACUGGAGCAAGAGAAAGACCCUUGGGUGAUAAAAGGAGGGAUGAACAGAGGCCUGUGCCCAGACUUGGAGUGUGUGUGGGUGACCAAAUCAUUAUCUUUAAACCAGGAUAUUUAUGAAGAAAAAUUACCCCCGGCAAUAAUAAUGGAAAGACUUAAAAGCUAUGACCUUGAAUGUUCAACAUUAGGGAAAAACUGGAAAUGUGAAGACUUGUUUGAGAGGGAGCUUGUAAACCAGAAGACACAUUUUAGGCAAGAGACCAUCACUCAUAUAGAUACUCUUAUUGAAAAAAGGGACCACUCUAACAAAUCUGGGACAGUUUUUCAUCUGAAUACAUUAUCUUAUAUAAAACAGAUUUUUCCCAUGGAAGAGAGAAUAUUUAAUUUUCAUACAGAUAAGAAAAGCUUAAAAACACAUUCAGUUGUGAAAAAACACAAGCAAGACCGUGGAGAAAAGAAACUUUUAAAAUGUAAUGACUGUGAGAAAAUAUUCAGCAAAAUCUCAACCCUUACUCUUCACCAAAGAAUUCAUACAGGAGAGAAACCCUAUGAAUGUAUUGAAUGUGGAAAGGCCUUUAGCCAGAGUGCCCACCUUGCUCAACAUCAGAGAAUACACACAGGAGAAAAACCUUUUGAAUGUACUGAAUGUGGGAAAGCCUUCAGCCAGAAUGCUCAUCUUGUUCAACACCAGAGAGUUCAUACUGGAGAGAAACCUUAUCAGUGUAAGCAGUGUAAUAAAGCAUUCAGCCAGCUUGCACACCUUGCUCAACAUCAGAGGGUCCACACUGGAGAGAAACCCUAUGAAUGUAUUGAAUGUGGGAAGGCUUUUAGUGAUUGUUCAUCCCUAGCUCAUCAUCGAAGGAUUCACACUGGGAAAAGACCUUAUGAAUGUAUUGACUGUGGGAAAGCUUUCAGGCAGAAUGCUUCUCUUAUACGUCAUCGGCGAUAUUAUCAUACUGGAGAGAAACCCUUUGACUGUAUUGAUUGUGGGAAGGCUUUCACUGAUCACAUAGGACUUAUUCAGCAUAAGAGAAUUCAUACUGGAGAGAGACCUUACAAAUGUAAUGUGUGUGGGAAGGCUUUUAGCCAUGGCUCAUCUCUGACAGUGCAUCAGAGAAUUCAUACAGGAGAGAAACCUUAUGAAUGCAAUAUCUGUGAGAAAGCCUUCAGCCAUCGUGGGUCUCUUACUCUUCAUCAGAGAGUUCAUACUGGAGAGAAACCCUAUGAAUGUAAAGAAUGUGGGAAAGCUUUCCGGCAGAGCACGCAUCUGGCUCAUCAUCAGAGAAUUCAUACUGGAGAGAAACCUUAUGAAUGUAAGGAAUGCAGCAAAACCUUCAGCCAGAAUGCACACCUCGCGCAACAUCAGAAAAUACACACUGGGGAGAAACCUUAUGAAUGUAAGGAAUGUGGUAAGGCCUUCAGUCAGAUUGCACACCUUGUUCAGCACCAGAGAGUUCAUACUGGUGAGAAGCCUUAUGAAUGUAUUGAAUGUGGGAAGGCCUUUAGUGAUGGCUCAUAUCUUGUUCAACAUCAGAGACUCCACACUGGCAAAAGACCGUAUGAAUGUCUUGAAUGUGGGAAGGCAUUCAGGCAGAGGGCAUCCCUGAUUUGUCAUCAGAGAUGUCAUACUGGUGAGAAACCUUAUGAAUGUAAUGUUUGUGGGAAAGCCUUUAGCCAUCGUAAAUCCCUUACUCUGCAUCAGAGAAUUCAUACAGGAGAGAAACCUUAUGAGUGUAAGGAAUGUAGCAAAGCCUUCAGCCAGGUUGCCCAUCUUACUCUACAUAAGAGAAUUCAUACUGGAGAAAGGCCCUAUGAGUGUAAAGAAUGUGGAAAAGCCUUCAGGCAGAGUGUACAUCUUGCUCAUCAUCAGCGAAUUCAUACCGGAGAGUCAUCAGUUAUUCUCUCCUCUGCCCUCCCAUACCACCAAGUCCUAUAGAUUCAAUCUUGUAAAUGCUUCUAGCAUCCAUCUGCUUUUUUCCAGCACAUGUCCCAUCAUCAUAGUCCAAGACGCAACCAUCUCAUCUGGAUUUCUGCAGUAGCAUCACUGUUGCCCCUUUUGCUCCUAUCAACUACAUGUUUAACACUGUAGGCAGCCUAACCUUUUAAAAAUAAAAAUACAUAUUUAUGUUAUUUUCCCAUUUAAAACACUUGAUUUGAAAUAUAUAUUAACUAAUCCAUUUCAAGGAUUUAGCACGCACUGGCAUAUAGUUAUUGCUAAAUAAAUGCUAGCCAUUAAGGUAAAGGUUUCCUUACAAACUAUCAUAUUAAGCAGCAAGUAAACCAAACAGUAAGUCAAGACUAAGAUUUUAGAGCAGACAGAAGACUACUCUCCUGGUAGAGAGGAAAGAUGAACAAACUCAGAAUUGAAAGAUUUAUGGUACACAAGGUAACAUGGUGGCUUAUCACUCCCUCUGUGACAUUGUUGAUGAGCAACUCUCACUUGACCUGACACUGAGAAGAGAGAAUCAGCCAAUUAUAACAAAAGCUUUUAGCUGGGUGCGGUGGCUCAUGCUUGUAGUCCCAGCACUUUGGGAGGCUGAGUCAGGCAGAUUGCUUGAGCUCAGGAGUUCAAGACCAACCUGAGCAACAUGGUGAAACCCUGUCUCUACAAAAAAUACAGAAAUUAGCCAGGCGUGGUGGUGCACACCUGUAGUCCUAGCUACUCAGGAGGCUGAAGCAGGAGGAUUGCUUGAGCCCAGGAGGUGGAGGUUGCAGUGAGUCAUGAUCACACCAGUGCAAUUCCAGCUGGGCAGCAGAGCCAGAUACUGUCUCAAGGAAAAACAAAGAACAAAAGCAUUUGGUAGAAUGUAGGACUAACCAGGGUAGGUAGUAGUAAACUAAAAGUAACAAGCCAAAAAAACUUGAAUAGAUUAAUAGCCAUGAAACACCGAAAAGGGUAGUUCAAUACUUUGGCCUUUAUACAAGUACCACAGACAAUUCGUGUGGUAUUUAAAUUGUUCUAGCAUAAAAUAAAAUGCAAUAAGACCUUCCAUCUUGUUCCAUGAGAUUGACAAGACAUGCCAAAACAUAAAAAUAUGUACACUGCAGUUAGUUUCUGAAUGUAGAUGUUACAACUUAAACUUAUUUUUAAAAUAUUUAAAAAUAGGAAGGCUAGACAUGCCUCUGUGUAGAAAAUCUGAUAAAAAUAUUUCUCCCUAAAUUGUAAAUUCAUUGAUAUUCCAAUAAAAAUUUCCAUAUAUUUUUUAGUU